GAUCAUCAUUAAUUUACUUAAACCCUUUACUAGGAUCAUUAUAAAUGCAACAUGGCAAGAUUUCUGUCGAAGCUAAAGCACGUGAUAAAGAUCAAUGACAUAACCCCAGCACUCCUUGAGAAAUGGGGGCCCGAGGAGUGUGCCACGAGGAGUGUCUUGGCCACAGCCUAUCGUCUGACUCAUUACCUGAACUGGGAUGAUCUCAUAUACGGCCACAUAACCACCAGGAUCCCAGGAAACGAGGACCAUCUCCUUAUUAACCCGUACGGGAUACAUUACACCGAGGUCACAGCGAGUAACCUUAUAAAAAUCAAUUCCGCAGGCGAGCUGGUUGAUCAGGGGUCCGCUAAGUUCCCGUUUCAACCCACAGGAGCUGUCAUUCACUCAGCCAUCCACACAAACAGACCUGAUCUGGGGUGCCUGAUGCACAUUCACUCGGAGCCUGGUAUAGCCGUGUCUGCAGCAGUGGAUAAAAUCGAGCCCAUCAUUCAAGCGAAUGUGGAGUUGGGGGAAAUCAGCUACCAUGACUUUAGAGGAGUGAUAUUUAAUUCGGAGGACAAGGAACCACUAAGCAAGGACUUCCCAGCUCCUUCCAAGACUUUGAUAAUGCGAAACCACGGCCUCCUCACAGGAGGAGAAACUAUCGAGGAGGCGUUCAACAAGAUGCACUUCCUCCACCAAGUGUGCCAGUGUUAUGUUAACUGUGGAUACAUUCACACCCCCAUACCGGCUAGGAAACUCAUCAACCAGCAAAUUCUGGAGAGUUCCGUCUACGGGAAUGAAGAGUGCAGGUACGAUACAGCUCCAGGUGUGCAAGAAUUCGAGGCAUUGGCUCGAUUGCUUGAUUACCAAGGCUUGGAAACUGGGUAUCCGUACAGCGAGGCUUCCAAACAUAUCCUCGAACGAAACAUGAAGUGAGCACAAAAAGUACACAAGAUGAAUACUGAACAGAAACAUUUUAAUGAACAGAUCACAGUUAGAAUGCAUUCGUUUGGUUUAAAAUCUGAAAAUGAAUAAAAACAAUAUUUAAUAAAAAGUGUUCGGAUUCGAUUUGAAGCUUUAAAGGUUUAAGCCUAGAAAAUUUGAUUGUUUAAAACUGAUGACUAAUAGCUGCUCAUAACUUUGUUGCAUGUCUUUACCUUGAUUUAAAUCUUGGUGUUGUUGAUAAUGUAAUUUUUACUGGAAGAAAAUGACAGCGAA
Molecule: messenger RNA, 1200 nt
Organism: Bolinopsis microptera
Lineage: Eukaryota; Metazoa; Ctenophora; Tentaculata; Lobata; Bolinopsidae
Product: alpha-adducin-like
Exons: 1
Coding region: 52-918 (288 amino acids)
Cellular component (GO): cytoskeleton
Molecular function (GO): actin filament binding
Source: RefSeq, a predicted model, not a curated record